Messenger RNA from Lytechinus pictus (painted urchin), 6275 nucleotides. RefSeq lists its product as uncharacterized. Bases 51 to 1118 code for a protein of 355 amino acids. The transcript has a single exon. The record is from RefSeq and is a predicted model, not a curated record. NCBI's taxonomy places the organism in Eukaryota, Metazoa, Echinodermata, Echinoidea, Temnopleuroida, Toxopneustidae.
UCAUGUAAGACAAAGUUGUUAUUAUUAUCAUCAUUACUUAAGGUUGCUACAUGUAUAAUGAACUUCAAAUUUUGAGAAUAAGACUAAUGAAAAAUUUCAGUAUGGCAAGAAUCCCCAUAAUAAUUGCUUGCAUUUUAAUUGUUUUCCAACAAGUAUACCUACCUGUAGUUCAAGCAGUCAGCACUGUAGAAGGGGAUGAAGCAUACUUAGCUUUUCCUUACCCAUGUAACAGUUCACAAGUCACAUUACAACAAUCAACUAAAGUCCCAUUUUACAGAUCUACUGAUGGCUUAUCACCUUACUUGCCAUCAGAUCAGGUUCAAAGAUUCAAUGUUCAGAACAGGAUUGAAAAUGGAACCUGCUCUUUGGCACUGACAAUAACAUAUCUAAGAAGAGAUGAUCAAGGAUCAUACAUUUUGUUUGUAUACAAGGAUGGUUACCCACAAAAUGAUGAUACACAAAAUAUCAGGCUUCAGGUAGAUUACCCUCCUGGUAAGGCAUCGUGUGUUGUGGGUCAUAGUAAAGGUGGAGAAUGGGUAGGGGUAGACUGUACAGCUAAUGCUGGAACCAUACCAGGGAAAAUUGAAUGCUACCAGAAUGGUCUAUGGAUGUUUCCCCUCAAUGAUCCUACAGUGGUAGACUCUUUGUUGAAACAGACCUUCUUGAUCCUAGAAUCACAGCCAGCAUUUUGCUGCUCUUCCCCUUGGCAUGAGUACAGGGAAAGAUGUGAAUGCAACGACACUGCGCUGUUUUUAGAUGAUACAAGUGAAAAACCAUGUCUGACUAUAUCAACAACUACUAGGGAAGUUACAAACAAUGUUCAGUCUUUUGAAUCUACGAGCGAACCUUCAUCAAUAACCACAACAUCAAUAACAGAUACCCAAAAGGAUGACAUAAUUAUAUCAUUAUCUGUCAUAAUUAUAAUAAUGAUGUUAAUAAAUUUGUUUUUCAUUUACAAGUUCAGGAAGAAGUACAAUGAUCAUAGGAAUACUGGGAGAAGUAAUCAACCUACCGGUAAUGAAAACUGUGUCAAAGUCAAAGAUAUUCCUGAGGAGAUUGCACUUCCUAGACAUGUUAAUUGUGGAGCUCUUUCUGAUAAUGGCGAGUCAGUGCAGUAAUUGCAACCUUGAUUUCAAUAUCAUUCAAUAUUAUACAAAUAAAGAAUGCUUAUGAGUGCAAUGGACAGAAUACUAUAUGAGGUGAAAGAUGAAAUGAUCCAUUCAACGAGGCGUAGCCGAGUUGAAUGGAUCAUUAUUUCACCGAAUGAAGUUUUAUGUCCAUUGCACGAAUGAAAAAACAUUCAUUAUUUGGUUUAUAUGACACCUAAAAAAGGCCCUUUUUCCAUAUGAAAUUUGAUACAAAACAUGCUCAUGCAGUGCGAGUUCGGUCUGUUGAUUGUUACGUCAUUACAACAUGCGCACUGCUGGUGCAUGAGCUGCAGUCUCGGUGCGCGAGUGCAAUGGACAAAAUCGUAUGGAUCCAAAAUUGCACGAUGAAUGGAUCCAAAAUUGCACGGUCGAUGACGUCAACUGCCAAGUUCAGAAGGAUUUUGGAAUUCUCUGAAGGUCAAUACCUGGAGAGCUUCUGUAUCAGUUAUGCCCAAACUUCUUGAUGUUGAUAUUUGGAUUUCAGUAGCCCACAGUAGCACUCAUGGUCAUCACAUGAAGCUGUACAAAUAUAGAAGCAAUUUAUUAUUUAGUCCCCCUAAGAUUUGUAUUCUCUUAUCACUCAUGUGACGGACCAUACAAGGAGGAGAGCAUCCCUGGUAGCUGUACAUGCAUGUAAAAGCAUGUUUGUCAGUGAGGGGAUGACUGACUUGUGAGAUACAGUUAAAACGUCCUGGUCUACCUUCUUGUGGUGGGGGAUGUUAAACUCAUUGCAUGCAAUGAGAACAGACAGACCAGGGUGGCUGGGUGAAAAAGUCUCAUCACCUAGUUAUUGAGCAACUGAAAACAUGUCCAGCCUGGGCAUCGGUUCUGACAAACCUUCAUGAUCAUGGAUAAAAGGAAAGAUAAAGGCCGUUCAGCCCAAGGCCAGAAUGGGGACAUGAUCAAAUAUAUAUAUAUAUAAAUUAUAUAUUAUUUCAUGCCAAUGAUUUGUAUCACAAUGUACACAUUCUACUGUAAAUAUUGUUUGGUUUUGGGGAUAUAAAACUAUAAUUCAGAUGCUAUACAUACACAUAUUUUACAACUUCAGGGGGGAGGGGCCUACAUUAUACAAGCUCUGCUUUUCUGUUGGCCUUCCCUCUCUUUAGAUUUAUUUUUACACUUUGAUAAUUGUCUACUGUAAUAUCAUGUUAAUUUUUGUAUACACUUCAAAUGUGAUUAUAUGACACUACAUGUAUGUCAACUGCAUGAUAAUUGUAAAUAUGAAAAAUUGAAAGUGGAAAAUAAGACAUUUGUAUUAAAUUGAAUUGAAAAAAUAAGUACAGCAUAGAGGGGAAUUGAGAGAAAAAUGCUGAACAUCAAGGAACAAAAUAAGAAACAUGGAACUUCAUAGACGAUCACAAACCAAAGGUAAAAGAAACAAAAUGGAGAUCUUUGGAACUCUCUCCCUGCACACAUUCAAGAUGCACGCAACACUGACACUUUUAUUUAAGAAGAGACGGAAGAUGCACCUAUUCCAUACACAGCACAAAUAAACAUCUCUGUCAUCUUUACUAUCUUGUUAUCUUGUAUAUUAUGUAUUUAUGUAUUAUCUAGUAUCAGUAUGAUUGUAAGUAAUAUUCUCAAAUCUGUGAAGAAAAGGAGAGUUUCUCUCCCUGUGAAAUAUAAUUUCCGAGACCAGUGGUAUAUAUAAACAUAAAAAAUAAUGGUUAUUUUGAUUGCUGGGGAAAAGUUUCUUUCCAUCUGAAACAAUUUGCGAAUGCGCGGGUGGGAUCUUAUGUAAUAACGAUCAAGGAAAUAUGAAAUAAAAUAAUUAAUUAUGUAUCUCUCAGUAUUUCUUAAUGUAUAAAGAGCGCUUAAAAUCUGUUGUCAAAAGUGCUUAUAAAUUUCAAUAUUAUUAUUAGAAUUAUGAUAGUGCCAGAAUCGGGGGGGGGGGUCAAGAUUUCAUGACUCAAGUUGAAUUUUAUAGUCUAAACGACAGAAAUAUUAUGUUAAUGUCUAAACAAUGAAAUUGAUGUUACAUGUAUAUUGCUGAACAACAUGCUGAAUAUAAUAAGGGAGCUGUCAGUUAUACAAAAUAAAGUAAGAGAGCUCUCAGUUAUGUUGCAUAGAAUAGGAGAGUUGUCAGUUAUGGUGCAUAAAAUAAGAGAGCUCUCAGUUAUGGUGCUUAAAAUAAGAGAGCUCUCAGUUAUGGUGCUUAAAAUAAGAGAGCCCUCAGUUAUGGUGCUUAAAAUAAGAGAGCUCUCAGUUAUGGUGCUUAAAAUAAGAGAGCUGUCAGUUAUGGUGCUUAAAAUAAGAGAGCCCUCAGUUAUGGUGCUUAAAAUAAGAGAGCUGUCAGUUAUGGUGUAUAAAAUAAGAGAGCUCUCAGUUAUGGUGCUUAAAAUAGGAGAGCUCUCAGUUAUGGUGCUUGAAAUAAGAGAGCUGUCAGUUAUGGUGCUUAAAAUAAGAGAGCUGUCAGUUAUGGUGUAUAAAAUAAGAGAGCUCUCAGUUAUGGUGCUUAAAAUAGGAGAGCUCUCAGUUAUGGUGCUUGAAAUAAGAGAGCUGUCAGUUUUGGUGCUUAAAAUAAGAGAGCUGUCAGUUAUGGUGUAUAAAAUAAGAGAGCUCUCAGAUAUGGCGCUUAAAAUAAGAGAGCUCUCAGUUAAGGUGUAUUAUAAGAGAGCUCUCAGUUAUGGUGUAUAUGGAACUAAAUGAAUUAAAUGACAAAGGUGAAAUAACUCUUGACUUAAUAAAUCAAGUUAAAUUAAAUUAAAUUGCAAGUAGUUAAACCAGAUUUAAGAGGCAUAAGAUUACGUAACAUUAGGCUGAUAAUGAUACACACAGUAAAGAACGGGUAAAGGAUAUAGAAAACUCUAAUGGAAUAGAAUAAUGUACUUAGAGGAACAAUUUUAAAAUGUGGUGAAUGGGAGGGAAAGAGAAUUAAAUUUGAAAGAGAAGCUAAAAAAAAAAAACUUCUACUCAUGUUUUAUGGCUCUACUCUCGAGUUUUCUUCCUGUCAUAUUUAACGGUAUGUGGCAAUAAUGGACAAUGCAUUAUAUUUUUAUUUUUUUUAAAGUUUAUAUUCUAAGAUGAUAAACUCUCAUGGCAUGAUUACAUUGGUGUCAUUUGCAAUUGUGUAUCGAAAGGUGUGGGUAUCCUAUAUAGUUCAAAACAUGUUCCGCAAUAUAUUUUGAUUAAGUUAUACUUUCAUUUUCUCAUAUCAAUUACUGCAAUGUUUGGUCAAAGUCCACUGAUUAUUUAUCAACAGAUUAUAUGUAAUGCAUAAUAAAGCUUUGAGGAUAAUUUGUGACACCUCUCAUGAUGCCCAUAGUAAUAAUACUAAUUAACAUCAUUUAUAUAGCGCUUAUCACAAAGAAUGUAUCUAAACGUUUAAGGAAAAUACAUAGAAAGACAAGAAAUUUCAGCUAAAAUCAAAUUAUACAUGUUGACAGUUGAAAGUAGACAGUUGAAGCAGCAUAUGCUAAGGACGAUCUAUUUAACGAAAAAGUGAGUUUUUAACAUAGAUUUGAAUUUGUCAGUUGAGUCUGCUUGUUUUAUGCUCUGAGGUAGGUUGUUCAAAAGUUGAGGGAUGCUGAAUAAAAAGAUCGGGAACCAUAAGACUGGGUGUUGAUGGCGGGAACUGGAGCUGAUUUUAUCAAACAUUGGAAAGUAAGCAGGAGGAUCUUAAAAUCAAUUCCUUCACAAACCCUUAGCAUAUAAAGCUCCCUGAGCAGUGGAGUGACAGACUCACGUGAAUGACGUUUAGCAAAAAGCCUAGCUGCUGAAUUUUGUAUUUUCUGCAGUUUGUUAAUUUGUGUAUCAGGUAGACCAUACAGAAGACUGUUGAAAAGUCAAUGCGAGACAUGACCAGUGCCUGAACAAGCCUCUGGGAGGUCUUUUUUGUAAGAAAUUGACGGAUGCUACCGAUAGUACCUUGCCAUUUGUUCACGAUCGUCACUUACUUUGGCUGAAAUAAAUAGUUUCAAUAUUCAUUGAAUCUACAUCAGUUAUGUCUUAUUUCAAUAUCUUAUUUUGAUCAACUAUUGUAUGCGUAUGUAUGUAUUAAUCAUUUUUGUAAAUUGUACGCAAUUCAGCUGUAAGGCUGCUAUGUGCAAUGUUUUUUAUACCAAAAUAAAUUUUAAAAAAGUACUAUGCAAUGUUUAAAUGUAUCUUUGUUCCAAUUCACCUUUUCCCGCUUCCAUAAUGUCUAAAUCUUGCCUGAAUUAUUUCAUUUAUCAACACAAAAACCAGUAUCAGUUACUAUGUGUGCAAAUCCCAGUUUCUCAUUAACUCAAUUUUUUUUCAAGGACCAAUUUUUUGGAAAAAAUUUACAUUCUUUUAAAAGAUUCCGAGCUCACGUUAUCAUAAACUAGCUCUUAAGUUUGUAUUCUUAAUUUGCUAGUAUAACUACGCGAUUUAGAGGAACGUGUUUAAUAUUUGUUAUCAUUUAUGUUACCUGUUUUUUAAUAUCUUAUUAUGCUUGUCUUAGAUGUCGGGUCAACAUCUUAUAAGGCUAUUCGCCCUUUUUUGUUGGCCACUCAUAUUCAUAAGCAUAUUGCUUUCUCUAUGUUGUGAUAAUGUUUUACUUCUGUAUCUUACGUACCCUUUUUCAUGUUUUUUUUAUUGAGAAUGUAAAUGAAUUGGAUUGAAUUGAACUAUGGAUAGCCCAUUGUGACACAAUCUCCUAACCAUACAGGUUUGAUUUAUCUUCUCAUCUGUCAAUCUGAUCAUUCAUAUAACUGUCUGUAAAUAUUUUAUGAAUUAAAAUUUGUCUCUAUUGUAGCAAGAUGACAAAGCACAGUAAGCAUAAAAAACCUACUAUGUACAUAAUCACAAUUUUGAUCCAAUCUUACUUACAGGUCUUUAGCAAAAAAAAUGCAUUUACACAAAUAUAAAUAGUAAUAAUAUGCCACGCAUUGACUGAUUUAAAAGAAAGUUAUUUUCGUAGUACGUAUUAACUGCAUAUUGCUUAAAGGUAAGGAAAACUGUAUAUCCGUCAACGAAUAUGGAAAUAUGUUACGCCAUUAUUUACCCCUAAACACUGCUGAAAACUAUUGGGAUUUUUUUGGCACAAACUCUCACUUUCUAUGUAUACUGUACACACAAAAAUGUUAAUGUAUCCUUAUAUUGAUUUAUAUUUAUAUGUUUUCCUGAAGUUGACAAUAAAACUAUCACUCAAAUAUAGAAAAAAUA